Messenger RNA from Acytostelium subglobosum LB1, 582 nucleotides. RefSeq lists its product as hypothetical. Gene Ontology annotation, cellular component: nucleus. The coding region runs from base 1 to 582 and encodes 193 amino acids. Gene Ontology annotation, molecular function: transcription corepressor activity; transcription factor binding. Gene Ontology annotation, biological process: negative regulation of DNA-templated transcription. NCBI's taxonomy places the organism in Eukaryota, Evosea, Eumycetozoa, Acytosteliales, Acytosteliaceae. The transcript is spliced from 2 exons. The record is from RefSeq and is a predicted model, not a curated record.
AUGAGACAUCAUGGUAGCAAUAUCCAGACGACUGGACCACAGCCAAUCAACCGAGAGAGGGUGUGUCCAUUGUUGUUGAGAGUAUUCCUCAAGAUGAAUGCAUUCCACAGCGCAUCAGAGUUCAAGUCUAGAACAUCCCUACCAGAGAGUGAUGAGAUCAAGUUAUAUACAUGGAGAAACGCAACAUUGAAGGAGAUAUCAGAGUUGAUUAAAGAGGUUAAUGUACCUGCGAGACAUAGGGAUAGCAAGAUGACAUUCGCAUUUGUCAGUCCUGACAGUCAUGGUGUAUACAAACUGUCUGCACCUUUGGGCUGUGUACAUGCAAUCAAGAAGGGCGAUGACGAUCAGAAGACAUUGGACUCACUCAACUUUAACUUCCAAUAUUUGGCUGUCAACGUCGAGAGCAAUGAACCAGUUGUACUGCAAUCAGACUCUAAUACAACAACUUCAAUAACUGACUCAACAAUGAUUGAUGAUGGCGAUGAGACUACAUUGUCAACGACUACGACCACGACUACAACUUCGACUGCGACAACAUCAUCUGCUGAUGUGGAUGUGGACACAGACUCAAUCAACUCAUAA